AUGAGCGGAGUUGUGAGCUUUAAGCUAGUGCUGCUAGGCGAGUCGUCUGUUGGCAAGUCCAGCAUUGCGCUGCGCUUUGUCAAGGACCAGUUUGAUGAUUUCCGCGAGAGCACCAUCGGCGCUGCGUUCCUGACGCAGACGGUGCGCCGCGACGACGAUACGACGGUCAAGCUCGAGAUCUGGGACACUGCCGGACAGGAGCGGUACAAGUCGCUUGCGCCGAUGUACUAUCGCAAUGCGCACUGCGCCAUUGUGGUGUACGAUAUCACCGAGGAGGACUCGCUCGAGAACGCCAAGAGCUGGAUCCGCGAGCUGCAGCGGCACGCGGAUGCGAACAUCACCAUCGCCUUGGUCGGCAACAAGCUCGACUUGGCCGAUGGGCGCCGCGUCAUCUCCACCGAGGACGGCGCCAAGUACGCCGAGGCCGAGGGGCUGAUGUUUAUGGAGACCUCGGCCAAGACCCCCACAAACAUCACAGAGCUCUUUGAGGCUGUCGCCAAGAAGCUCCCGCUGGAGCGUGGCAUGGGCGCCGCCAAGCGCCCGGCCACGGGUGCCGGCGCCGCGCAGCAGCGUCCUGCAGGCAGCGCGCCGGUGCAGCUGAACAGUGCGCCCCAGGCACGCGAGGAUGCAUGCACCUGCUAA
Malassezia japonica is the source of this 642-nucleotide messenger RNA. RefSeq names its product GTP-binding protein of the rab/ypt (gene YPT52). NCBI's taxonomy places the organism in Eukaryota, Fungi, Basidiomycota, Malasseziomycetes, Malasseziales, Malasseziaceae. The transcript is spliced from 3 exons. Gene Ontology annotation, molecular function: GTPase activity; GTP binding. The coding region runs from base 1 to 642 and encodes 213 amino acids. The record is from RefSeq and is a predicted model, not a curated record. Gene Ontology annotation, cellular component: Golgi apparatus; endosome.